Messenger RNA from Polypterus senegalus (gray bichir), 1631 nucleotides. RefSeq names its product gastricsin-like. Gene Ontology annotation, molecular function: aspartic-type endopeptidase activity. Bases 17 to 1198 code for a protein of 393 amino acids. NCBI's taxonomy places the organism in Eukaryota, Metazoa, Chordata, Cladistia, Polypteriformes, Polypteridae. The transcript is spliced from 9 exons. Gene Ontology annotation, biological process: proteolysis. The record is from RefSeq and is a predicted model, not a curated record.
CUGCUUUGGAGAAAUCAUGAAGUGGUUAAUUGUAGCUUUGGCCUGUCUGGCUCUCUCGGAGGGAUUCGUCCGAGUCCCUCUGAAGAGGUUCAAGUCCAUGCGUCAGCAGAUGAAGGAGAAGGGCCUGCUGAAGGCCACCCACUACACUGACCCUGCCCUCAAGUACCACCUCCUAAACCCUUAUGGUGCCUAUGCCUCUUACACCAACGAACCUCUCCUCAACUAUGCUGAUAUGUCCUACUAUGGCCCAAUCUCCAUUGGAACUCCAGCCCAGUCUUUUUACGUCUUGUUUGACACCGGAUCCUCCAACCUGUGGGUUGCCUCUACCUACUGCAGUAGCCAGGCCUGUACCAACCACCCACUCUUCAACCCCAGCCAGUCAUCCACCUACACUAGCAAUGGGCAGACCUUCUCUCUGCAGUAUGGCACUGGUAGCCUUACAGGAGUCUUUGGCUAUGACACCGUCACUAUUGAAGGCAUCACCAUCUCCAACCAGGAAAUAGGCCUGAGCACUAACGAACCUGGCACAAACUUUGUCUAUGCUCAGUUUGAUGGCAUUUUGGGUUUGGCUUACCCCAGCAUCUCUUCUGGAGGAGAGACUCCUGUUAUGGACACCAUGAUGCAGGACAGCCUCCUCCAGGCCAACCUAUUUGCCUUCUACCUCAGCAAGGAUACUCAGCAGGGCAGUGAGGUGACAUUUGGAGGUGUUGACCAGAGCCGAUACACUGGACAAAUCUACUGGACCCCCGUCACUCAGCAGACUUACUGGCAGAUUGCUGUGAAUGGCUUCCAGAUCAACAACCAGGAGACUGGCUGGUGUAGCCAAGGGUGCCAAGCAAUCGUGGACACCGGCACCUCCCUGCUCACCUGCCCCCAGCAGUACCUGGGCUAUCUGCAACAGUACAUUGGCGCUCAGGCUAACCAGUAUGGAGAGUACAUCAUCAACUGCAACAACCUGAGCAACAUGCCAACCAUCAGCUUCACCAUCAAUGGAGUGAACUUCCCUCUGCCACCCUCUGCCUACACUCUGGUGCACAAUGAGAAUGGACAGACCUACUGCACAAGUGGAAUCAUGGGCACCUACCUGCCUUCCCAGAAUGGCCAGCCCCUGUGGAUCCUGGGUGAUGUCUUCCUUAGGGAGUACUAUUCCGUUUAUGACAGACAGAACAACCAAGUUGGAUUCGCUACUGCUGCAUAAGACCUCUACAUUCCCUUCACAGCCCACUUGUCUCUCCCACUGUAUUUCAACAAGCAUCCUGCCACUCAACACACAGAAAACACACAGAGUUGACAGAUAUGGUAGCCACCUCCUCAGUAUUGCAUAUAGGGCUUCAAUGAUAGUCACCAUCUGAAAUAAGAAAGAUAUCAUCAUGCAGAGAUAGUUGGGAUUAAGGCAGAGCUCCUAUAUAAUCUGCAGUGAGCAACACACCAAAUGCUUCUUUAUUAACCCGAUAACUAAGGCAGCCAGCCCUCAAUAUUUACAAAUCUCGUACUCUACUGUCCUGGGGACUUUUACAGCAAUAAGGUGACAGACAGGUGUGUUGUAAAAGAUUUAUAAUUGGAAAUGACACAAUAAUAAUUAAAAAUGGUUUCUGUAAUUCACCCUAAUUAAAGUGUAUCAGAAAUCCCAA